CCGCCCGGCCCCCCGCCCCCGGCUGGCCCGCCGGCCCGGGCCGCGCCUCCCCCACGGCGGCGCCGCCGGCCGCGCGGACCGGGUCCCCGCCCGCGUCCCCCACGGAGCGCGUCAUGCGGAGCCUGCCGUACUUCUGCCGCGGCCAGGUGGUGCGGGGCUUCGGCCGCGGCUCCCGGCAGCUCGGCAUCCCCACGGCUAAUUUUCCUGAGCAAGUAGUAGACAAUCUCCCUGCUGAUGUAUCCACUGGCAUUUAUUAUGGUUGGGCCAGUGUUGGAAGCGGUGAUGUCCACAAAAUGGUGGUGAGCAUUGGAUGGAACCCGUACUAUAAGAAUUUGAAAAAGUCCAUGGAAACCCAUAUCAUGCAUACUUUCAAAGAAGACUUCUAUGGGGAAAUCCUCAAUGUGGCCAUUGUUGGCUACCUCAGACCAGAAAAGAACUUUGAUUCUUUAGACUCUCUCAUUGCAGCCAUUCAAGGGGAUAUUGAAGAAGCCAAGCGGCUGCUGGAAUCCCCAGAGCACUUGAAGCUCAAAAAUGACAGUUUUUUCCAGGUCUCUAAAGGAAAGAUUAUGAAUGGUCACUGAUAAAAG
Molecule: messenger RNA, 587 nt
Organism: Dipodomys spectabilis (banner-tailed kangaroo rat)
Lineage: Eukaryota; Metazoa; Chordata; Mammalia; Rodentia; Heteromyidae
Gene: Rfk
Product: riboflavin kinase
Exons: 4
Coding region: 114-581 (155 amino acids)
Biological process (GO): riboflavin biosynthetic process; FMN biosynthetic process
Cellular component (GO): mitochondrion
Molecular function (GO): riboflavin kinase activity
Source: RefSeq, a predicted model, not a curated record